AUGAGGAAACCGGAGUUGCUCCAGAGAGCCUUGGCCCGGGCUCGGUCAAGUGGGGAGGAUUCUGAUAACAAGGACUCAAUCCCGAGGUCUGACGAAUCUCCGUCAGACGAGGAGAGCCCUUUGAUGGGUGGUGAAGUGAAGAUAUGUGUGGGGUGUAUUUCAAGGGAGAGGAAACGGGCCGCAAGGAAGAAGCCCAAGCAAAUCAAAGAGGAAGAGGAAUGGAUGAUGGACGAGCCGAAGAGGGCUGUAGUAUUUAAUAACCAUGAAGUCCGGGAAUGGUUGCCAACUUCUGGAAUUCAAUCUCUGAAUGGUGGCAUGGAUGGAAGUGGUGUGUUGGGUUCGUGGGAAGAUGGCAUGAUUAUGGAACUUCACAUGAGGCUUGCCUGCUAUUGUCGGCACCAGGGCGAAAAGGAGGGAUUUAGGGUUAUCUUUACCAUCAAGAACCAUGAAGAUGUAGUGAUUGCACAGCAAAUCACUAGCUCCAUACUGAUUACAGAUGACCACAAGUCCAGUGCUUCGACCCCUUCGAUAAAUGGCGGAUCUCAGGAUAUCAAACUUGUAGGAACUGGAUAUCAGCCUCCCCAGAAUCAACUACCUCCAAACAUUUUCGGCACUCCCGUAGGCAGCAUUUCAUCCCACGACAACCAGCAAAGCUUCGGUGCCAUGGGCUCCGGGGCUCACGGGUCGACCCCUCAGUCGCCACUUUUCUCACAAAGCUCGUUUUCCCCUCCCCCUCCUUUUGGCCGCAAUAUGUCUCCCACGUCCCCCAUGGCAUCCACUGGAUCACAUCAGCAGUCGCCUCCACCUCAGCUGCCCAGCGGAAACCCCUCCACCAAAAAGAGGAGAAUGAACUCCGUUCCUAAAGUGCCAGUUGGUUUGACUAUGACUCGAAUGGACAACCCAUGCCCUUCGUUCCAACAACAGAAUGGGCCCCUGAUCGCGAACAACCAGCCAACCCAACUUCAAGCACCUGCUCUCAACCCUUUCUCGGUAGCCCAAUCCCCCCAAGCAUUUUGGGCCGACGAGCCUAUGACUCCAUCUGGGAUGAGUGAUCAUGCGGGAUUCCAGUUCGAUUCAACCCCGAGUACCAAUUUCAAUGGACUUGAUAACAGAAGUCAAUUCGCCUCACCCCAAUCUGCCCGCCCUAGCCGUGCCCCUAGCCCAUCUCCACAAGAAGCCUUCCUACGGGCUCAGCAGGCUGCAUCUCGAGUUCCUAUGCAUCCACAGAGUCAAGUGAGGCAUGUCCAAACACACAAUUUCCAGGCUGUCCCUCCAGAGUCUGAGGCCAGCCAGCUUCCAGAAGUUAGCCGACUGGUCCCCCAGGAAGGGACAUGUAGAGGCGGAAUCGAAGUGACUGUACUAGGGCGGAGUUUUGUACCAGGGUUAACAGUCCUUUUUGGUGGGACACCAGCAAGUUACAACUUUUUCUUUAGCCCAACAACCAUGGUCUGCUUAUUGCCUCCCAAUGCUUCCCCCGGGCCAGUAGUUGUGUCAAUCAGGAAUGUUCAACUUGGGACAGGCGCGGACAAAGUUCGAUUCUUUACGUACAUUAAUGAUGCUGACAAGUCUUUGAUGGAGCUUGCGCUGCAAAUUGUUGGAAUGAAAAUGCGGGGGACGAUGUCUAACCCCCAGGAUAUUGCACGGAGUAUUAUUGAGGGUGAUACAGGGUCCGCCUUCAGCCAGGGAUCCCCACGUGCCUCGCAAGAUGGGACUAGCGGCUCCCAGCAGCAUCACCAAUACCUCCGACGUUUAGCGGGCGAGAGUGGCUUUGGACGCCACGGACUUGAGGGGACUCUGCUGAAAUUCUUGGACGCAAUGGAUCUCGAUGAGAGCCCUUAUCCCUUCCGCCUCGAUCUGACGAACAAGGCGGGCCAAACCAUGCUUCAUUUGGCGUCUAUGCUUAAUAUGGGGCGGUUUGCUGCCGCCCUCUUGGCGAGGGGGGCGUCGGUCCAAGCUGCUGAUGCUAAUGGAUACACACCUUUACAUUUUGCUGCACUGCACCGUCACCUUGAGAUUUACAGAAGGCUUUUGCGUCACAAUGCGAAUCCCAACUUGCAGACUAGAAAUGGAGAUACCGCGAUAGAUCUUGCCUUCAAACAGGGGUCUUCGAGGGGAAGAUCACAACGUGAUACUCGCUCCCGACACCAGAGCCGUGCCAGCUCAACUUCAUCCGAGGGCCACUUCGGAAGCCGGAGCAGAGCGGGCAGUUCGGCAUCUCUCAGUGCUAUGUGGGACCCAAGUGGUAUGGAGACUGGACGUCAUAAGUAUGUUGGGGUUGAUGAUUUCUUUGGUGCUGCGGACGAGAGCGCUAGUGGUGACGGCGAUGAUAGCGUGGACGAUCGCUGGAUGCACUCCAGGAGAGGUAGUCGUCAUGAGACUACUGCGGUCAACGCUUCGCUUGGUGAUAAUGUUCUUGCGACAGACCGAGCCCCACCUGUGCCUGGUUCCAUGCCCCCCCCUACUGAAGGACUUGCUCCAGCGGCUGCUGUAACGGCCUGGAGGGAGCAGAUUGCUGCUAGCAUUCAAAACCUGCAAAACCUUCACUGGAAUCUCCCGGCAAUGCCAACCGCUGCGGAUUACCAGCAUAUCUUCCAGAAUCCUAUGGCUGCUCUUCAGAACCCGAUGGCUAGGUUCCAUGCGUUAAUGCCACCAUCCCCAUUUGCGCAAGACAGGGAUGUAGUCAACAGUCCAGAGAUCAAGAAGGGUCAGUACACCUGGUGGGAACUCUUCAGUGCUCCUCAGGCGCCUCCCGCAUACGACGAACUGUUCCCACACCAACCUGGCGGUUCACAUGGUCCUCCGGGAGACAUUGUGUUGGAGAGAGGUUCGGCGGCAGAUAACGCAAAGUUACUAGAAGAGGAAGAACUCGUGCCACCCGGAUCUUCCGGGUCCUUGAGUUCUGCAUCCUCACUCGAUGUCAACGAGCUGAGAUACCGCAUCGCAAGAGGCGUACAGGACAUGACGAAGGAGCAACAAGAUGAGUAUCGCGCGCAUGCCAGGAAAAUGAAGAAGAUUGAGAGCGAUCGUCGUCUGUACUUUUUCUGGCUCCCCGCAUUGAUACUGAUCCUCAUGGCAAUGGCAAUGAGCUACGGCCCAGCGGUCUGGUACGCGUUGAAAGUUAUCGUUUCGUUUGUAGAAGCGGUAUUUGAGGAUCCUUCUAGCAUUAAGGAGAGUAUGGCUGCAAUGGCGUCGGGCGUGGCUGUGGCAGGCGGGUUUCUGGAACCUAGGGUAGUUCCUGUCGUAUGAUUUCUUAUUUUUUAUUUUUUAUUUUUUUUGGUUCUUGUUUUCAACUACUGCUUCUAUUCGUGUUCGGAACAGAAACCAUAAUAGCCUUGUUGAUGGGUAUGGGGGUUUUCUCUUAAAACGAAAGGACCAACUGGAUGGGUUAGUCUUUUCUUUUCUUUUUAUCAUAUCAUCACAAAUACCUCUUUCAUUCCGUAUCAUAUGUGGUUUAACAUAAGCCACUUCAUGUGCCCCGCCAAACCUCUCCUUUUACUUUUCCCUAUUACGAUUGUCCACUUGCCAAGACGGUUUCUCAACUUUGCUUCCAGGAAGGGUCGGUGCAUUUGUUUUUUGUCCACUCCCUUUUGUGUUUCCUAUUUUGCUCUGCAACGCGUAUGGGAAACGGGAUAUAGCGGUCAUGCUUGUUUUCUUGCACUUUCUUAUGUUUUAGGAUAGGGUUUGAUGAUGCUAGGUAGGUAGGUUAAUUUAGUUAGUUUAGUUUAUCUAGCUUAGCUUAGUUAGCUAGCUAGGUUUACGGAUGGUCACUAAGCAUAGUUCCAUAUGGAUGCCGCAA
Molecule: messenger RNA, 3796 nt
Organism: Tuber melanosporum (Perigord truffle)
Lineage: Eukaryota; Fungi; Ascomycota; Pezizomycetes; Pezizales; Tuberaceae
Exons: 4
Coding region: 1-3246 (1081 amino acids)
Molecular function (GO): protein binding
Source: RefSeq, a predicted model, not a curated record